Arabidopsis lyrata subsp. lyrata is the source of this 3187-nucleotide messenger RNA. Its product is annotated as regulator of telomere elongation helicase 1. Gene Ontology annotation, biological process: regulation of double-strand break repair via homologous recombination; regulation of DNA-templated transcription; negative regulation of DNA recombination. The transcript is spliced from 21 exons. The record is from RefSeq and is a predicted model, not a curated record. Lineage: Eukaryota; Viridiplantae; Streptophyta; Magnoliopsida; Brassicales; Brassicaceae. Bases 109 to 3063 code for a protein of 984 amino acids. Gene Ontology annotation, molecular function: DNA helicase activity; DNA polymerase binding; ATP binding. Gene Ontology annotation, cellular component: nucleus.
GAAGUUUAAAAAAGUGGAAGCCCUAUAAGGCGGGAAAAUCAGAAGAGGCGCGUCAGUCUUGUUCGUCUUCUCCGGAGAGGUUUUGCGGCGGAAUCCGAGGCGAAAAUAAUGCCAAAUUACAGCAUCAGAGGAAUCAAUGUUGAUUUCCCAUUCGAGGCGUACCAGUCUCAGAUCAUAUACAUGGACAGAGUCAUCGAGUCUCUUCAAAACAAAUGUCAUGCGCUUUUGGAGAGUCCUACUGGAACUGGGAAAACUCUUUGUCUUCUCUGUGCCACCUUAGCCUGGCGAAAGAGUCUGGGCUCUUUCUCAACCCGUAAGGAUCGCAAGAACUGUUCCAUUCCUUGGUCAGAUUCUGACGACCUAAUGUCACAAUCCGGAGGAGCUUUUCCUACCAUUAUUUAUGCGUCCCGGACUCAUAGUCAGCUCCGCCAAGUGAUCAAAGAAUUAAAAAGAUGUAGCUACAGGCCUAAGAUGGUGGUCCUAGGAUCGCGGGAGCAAUUAUGCGUUAAUGAGGAAGUCAACUCACUCCGUGGCAAAGCACUCACAAAUGCUUGUCAGUACCUUUGCAAAAAGCGCGGUAAACGCCAAUGCAACCAUUUCAAUCGCAUUCCAGAUUAUUUAAAGCAUAACACUCAUAUUGGCGACGAACCACUUGACAUUGAGGAUUUGGUCAAUAUUGGAAAAGAUUCCGGACCAUGCCCGUAUUAUAUCACAAGAGAGCUUCACAAGGACGUGGACAUCAUAUUUGCACCUUACAACUACUUGAUCAGCAAUGGCUAUAGAAAGUUUUUGAAAGUCAACUGGAAUAAUAGUGUCCUUAUUUUUGAUGAAGCGCACAAUCUGGAAAGUUUAUGCGCAGACUCAGCUUCAUUUGACCUUCCUUCAGUUCUUCUAUCGGCUUGCAUUUCUGAAGCACAAGAAUGUGUACAACUUGCGGCAGCAAGAAGGAAUUCAUUAAAUGACGUUUCCAUAAACCCUGAGAAUUUUGCUAUACUUAAAGGACUGCUUCUUAAGCUGCAGGAACUGAUUUCUAAAGUGCCAAUUCCAAAAAGGGACGAGGGAUUUACCAAGCCUGGCCCUUACAUAUAUGAAAUGCUUAAAAGCCUUAACAUCACUCACGAAACUGCUCCUAAACUCAUUGGUACAGUUGAGGAGGCUGCAGUGUUCCUGGAGGAGGAGAAACAACGAACAGCGACCAACGCUGGAAGCAAACUAGAAAUCAUUGCUGACAUGCUUAAGCUGAUCUUUAGAGAAAAUGGAAGUAACCAUGCAGAUGUUUAUCGUGUUCAUGUACAAGAGCUGGAGCAAAAUUCUACUGAUGUGAUGAAAGGCAAGGUAUCAAGAACGCUUAGCUGGUGGUGUUUCAGUCCUGGGAUUACCAUGCUGGACAUAGCAAAAAAAGGUGUUGGGUCUAUCAUUUUAACAUCGGGGACUUUGUCUCCCAUGGAUUCAUUGGCUCAAGAACUAAAACUAGACUUUCCCGUUCGGUUGGAGAAUCCCCAUGUUAUAUCCUCAAAUCAGCUAUGGGCUGGAGUUGUAAGUACUGGUCCAUCAGGGUACGUUCUUAAUUCUAGCUACCGCAAUCGUGAUGUACCAGAGUACAAACAAGAACUUGGGAAUGCCAUAGUCAACUUUUCUCGAGUCGUGCCUGAAGGAUUGCUGAUAUUUUUCCCUUCCUAUUACCUUAUGGACUCUUGCAUUUCAUUUUGGAAAAAUGGGUGUCACAGAAACUCAAUGACAGUAUGGGAAAGAAUUUGCAAGCUCAAGAAACCUGUCAUUGAACCUAAGGAUUCGUCCCUCUUUCCUGCAGCAAUGCAGGACUUCUCAGAAAAAUUGCAAGACAGAUCGACUUCUGGUGUGGUAUUUUUUGCCGUUUGUCGCGGUAAGGUCAGUGAAGGACUGGAUUUUGCUGACGGUGCUGGCAGAGCUGUCGUCAUUACUGGGUUACCUUAUGCCAGGGUGACAGAUCCUAGGGUAAUAUUGAAACGAGAGUUUCUGGAUGAACAAUCACAACUUGCAGAUGUCAAGCUUCCAAGAUCAACCCUUCUAUCUGGAAGCAUGUGGUACAGUCAAGAAGCCGCACGGGCUGUGAAUCAAGCAAUUGGACGUGUAAUCCGCCAUCGCCAUGAUUAUGGAGCUAUCAUCUUUUGUGAUGACAGAUUUGAACAACCGUCCCAGCAAUCCAAGAUAUCACUUUGGAUACGACCUAACGUCAAGUGCUACUCUAGAUAUGGAGAGGUUAUUUCUGACCUUGCACGAUUUUUCCGGACUGAAAGAUCAAACUUUCCUGCAAGGCUUGUAACAGAUCAAGAGAACAAUAUAGUUUCAACAUUGGUACCAAUGGAAUCAACCAAGGAUAAUCCUACACCAGCCUUUGGUAAUAGUAAUUUGAAAAACGUUGGAGUUGCGCAGAAUGAGUUGAGUAGACUGGAAGCAUUUCCUCCUGCAAAUCGGGCUUCACCCUUGGAGCGUGACGGAAAUAAUGUUAAAUGGAAAGGCCUGACCAUUCUUAAACAUACGGGCAAGAUACCUCACAUUGUAAAGGGAGAUGUUAUGCAGGGUUGUUCUUCACGGAAGGCUAAGUUAGUGGAACUAAGUGAUGAUGAGGAGACUCCGGUAGAGAGGAGAUGUGAAGUAGUGGAUCUAGAAUGCGACAACUGUGAGAAGCAGACCUGUGAAACAGAAGUGCUUGCAUCAAGCACAUGUUUCAACACAAUGGGACUAAAAAAAAAGCGAAAGGUUCAAGAGAGUCAGGGAAGUGCAUCGUCGUCAGUGUUGACAGCGAAAGGAAAUGGAGGUGGUAAUAAAAAGGAAGCAAGUGCAUCUGCAUUUUUGAGUCAAGUCAAAGAGAAGCUCAACACAGAAGAAUAUAAAAAGUUCAUUGGAUACAUGCAAGCAUUGAAGAAGAAGGAGAUUAAGUUAGCAAACGUGAUGGAGUCGAUUGUGCAACUGUUCUGUGGAAGAGAGAGGGAUCAUCUUCUCAUGGGAUUCAAGGACUUUGUGCCAGUAAAGUAUCGUCCUGCCUAUGAGGAAUGCAUUAAAACGAGAAAAAGAGAAGGCUGAUCGAUCAUCUUUUCAAACUCCAAUUGACAUUGUUACUCUCUCUACAUUCUUGUUGUAAGUAAACUCUAACAGCCUUAAGUGUAGCUGAGAAGGAAAGAAAGAAAGUAAAAAAUUUGUGACAAAA